AUGAUCCCUGCUGUCAUGAAUGCUGGAACAGGCGCGUGGAGAAAUCCAGCUUCUGUUGAACAAAUUACAGUAUAUGAUCAUAAGGUUGCUGCAAAGACCGCUGAGAAUUUAUUAAGCACACUUUCGAAGCAGCCAGCAACGAAACAACCAACAGAAACCUCGAUUAGCAGUGAAACAGUUCAGUUGUGUAUUGAAGAUGGUUAGUGCAAUAAACCCACGGUCAGCCUUUAACUGUUGCUGAGACGCUUGAAACUGUAGUUUCUGUGAAAACUUGAGAACGUUUCGGUUAUGUAGGUAGACAAACUAGUCUGCUGGCCCCAGUUGUUCAAACGUUGGAUAGCGUUAUCCACCGGAUAAAUCACUAUCCAGCGGAUAAGUAUUAGGGAAACCAAUUACGCUUUCCACUGGAUAGUGAUUUAUCCGGUGGAUAGCGCUAUCCAACGUUUGAACAACUGGGGCCUGGUUUAAAAGUUUCUAUUUAAACUAUCGAUCUUUACUUGGUCGUAAAAUAAAGGGAAUUUUUGAGAAGCUGGGGACCUUUUCUUGAGGCCCCGGUAAAUAUAAAUAACUGUGAAAAUGAAAUGAUCAGCAUGUCACGAGCGUUAGAUAAAGAAAAAAUCUGAGUCCCCGACAGGAUUCGAACCUAUGACCUCCCAGACACCGGACGGCUGCUGUAUCCACUUGUCAAAGGGCUACAGUAUGUUGCCCAGUAUCCGGACGGUACCAGUAUCCGGACACUUGAAACAAAAACUCAAUUUUUGAGGCGCCCUUUUCAUUUCUCGGUAAACGAAGUAUUUCGAAUGAAAGCUGAACAUUUCAGCUUUAAGAUGAAAGUUUUGGCGAUUUGAGAGCUUGCGAAACAGUCGCAGAAAACGCCGUUCUGUUCAGGUGAGUAAACUUUUCAUGGCUAAUAUUUACGCCGUUUACUGCGCAGUAAAAUUAGUGCUGCUAAGAAAAGGGAGGGUAGUGUGUGAUAUUUUCAAAGAAUCUGUUUUAUUUUUAAAGUGAAGAUUCUUAAGGAAGUCAGGUUUUCAGAAAAUUUAUUAAUUCUUCUUGAAAUUCGAUUUGUUUGGAAUAACGGAGGCCAGAAACAUUCACUAAGUUUUGAUGUCAUGUGCCCAGUAUCCGGACAGUUUUUUCUUUGCUGUACAGAAUCGAUGAAUUAGCUGUGUACAUUAUCUGGAUAAGAUUUAUUUCAUAUCAGUAACUAUAAUUAAAGCUUAGGAUAUAUGAUAUAGUCGUAAAAUGUAAUUCUACUCAACUCCGUAUGGAAAUUUUCUUCACUCAUUGAGAGGCGACUCGAUUUCCUGUGCACGGCUUGUUUCGCGUGACUGCAUUUUCUAUAUAUAACUGAAAGCGUCUGAGUUGAACCUGGAAUUCUCAUACUUUCCCCGGUUGUGACUGCUAGAAUGGGGUUGCAACGGUCUGAAAAAUGUCACAAAGGGAUUGAGAGAUGUGAAAGAAGGAGGAAUUAGUGCUAGAAAAGCAGGCUUUUUGUGGGGACUGAGCAUGAAGAAAUCAACAAUGCAGGUCAGACUAAAUAGGAGAGUGACCUUUGACCGUCCGGUUGAGGUCCCUUCCCCAAGCUCUUUUUUUAAAUAAAAAAAGAAGAAAGAAAGUCGUUUGCAGAUUGGCUAUUUGAGCUUGCAAACUGCGGCUUCGGCAUGUCCACGGAUGCCUUCCUUAAAUCAGUGAAAAAGUUCCUAGACAAGGAAGUAAGAAUUGUAUUACGUUGUUAUUGUUGCGUCCGGAUACUGGGCCAGCUGUCCGGAUACUGGGCAACAUAGGAGCUCUGCAAAAAUAUCAAUUUCGCGACGGAAACAAAGGCAAAAAAGUUAAACUGUCUUUCGUCAUAUUAAGGACUAGAUAGAUUUUCUCUGGGCCAAAUUUCAGAGCUCUUGCGAUUAACAAAGCAAAGUUAUUGCAAUCUUAAACUGAAGUGUCCGGAUACUGGGCAACAUACUGUACUUGAGCUUGAGAACUCAUGGAGAAUAACUGGUUACCUUUACUGGCCCGAAAUCAAUGAUCAGAUCAAAAUCUAAACGACAAAAGCGAGGUUCCUAGAUUAGGGACCAGCAGUACACUUUGUUUUGUUUACUGAUAUUACCUACAAACCUAUCGAAACUUCGCUCUGUAAUGUAAACGAUAACAUACAGCUUUUCGGGCCUGUUAGUUAUCGGGACUUUCAGGAAACGGCCCCCCUUGCCGGCCCCUGGCUUCUCACACAGGCUUAAACGGCGGCCAAGAUACCGACAGCGGACUCUUUGCUUCUUGUGAUGUCGGGUCGUAAACUAAACAACCUUUAGUCGCCAAUUUUUGUCCACAUACAGCUACGCGACAAUCCCGAAAGGUAUUGUGGGUGGUUAUGAGUUAACUGUUCUUCAAAGAAGAGAAAUUUGAAAGAAUGUCACGGGAGUAGACUGCGAGCAGCCUCUCUUUUUCUUCAGACUUGGUGAGAGCAAUGCACGCGCGCGGAAGCGGCGAAGCCGCGAGACGCGCGAAACGAGGGCGGCGUGCCUCUCCCGUCUCGCGCCAUCAGUCACGCGCGUGGCCAUUUGCGUGUCUCGCGUUUUGCUCGACGGACUACGGAAAAAAGAGAGACUGCUCGAAGUCUAUCACGGGAGGGACUUAUGUUAGUGAGUGCCAAAGGAAAGUAGCAAAAGUAAUUGAUCAUAUCCCAUAUUACCUUUCGGGAAUGUCGCAUGCACAUUAUACGUAAUGCAAUGAAAUAAUAUUGGAAAAUCAAAGAAAACCUGUGCGGUGGUGGUAUCAAACCCGUCAUACUGCACACCAACCCGUUAAAACCCAAGGACUUGCUCGCAGACAAAACGCUUUGAGAUAACUGAACUCAUUUAGUUCGCCUUUCACCGUACAGAAGCCCUUCUCCUGAUCUGAUUUUGUCUUUGCAUCAAUUUUUCUUCGUAGUUACGUUUCCAUUGUAUGUAAUUUAAAUUGUUUCCUGGGAAGGGUUUUUCCCAGGGAGCUAAAAAUAAUUAGAAGGUGUAGAGAGUACAAUGUGGUAGGGUAACAUCUGGUUUUCUGACUUUUGGAGCCCAAAGAUGGACUUCACUUCUUCUCAUAUUCUUUUUCUUUCUAUUUCCGCUCCCUAUUCUGUCAACAACUGAUGAAUAAAACUUUCCAGUCGACCAAGAAGAAAAAGUUCCAAGAGAGAGUCAGAAGAGAAGCGAUCAAAGAAAUCGUAAGUUAACACUAUUGUCAUCUUUAGGUUAACCCCUUCAUUUCCUUUCGAAAAGUGAAUUCGACUCUCACAAAAAAAAAAAAAAGUUUAACAUGUUUGUACGUAGAACGCGUUAUAUACUGUAUAUAAAGAUUACCGAUUCACGGCUUGCUUAUCGUAUCGUUUUUGUCUUAAUGCAUUUCAGUUGGGACACCUGCGAUCGCGCCCUACCGACAGAGUCAGUAGUUUUGAGCUGCGUGCGGUUAUUCAUUUAAAGGUGCUUUAUAAUAAGUAGCAUUGCACCGUGAAAACGUGCGCCGUAACCCCUACUUUUUCUUACGUUUUUAUCGUCUUCUUGACUUUGACAACAGGGUGUACCAAGUUUCAUCGAAAAUCGUUGUCAGGUUCUUUUGCAAGUGAAUCAUCUUCAGCCUUAUUCUGUCUUUCUUCUUACAGGGCACCAAGAUCCAUUUCAAGUUCCGGAAGAGGAAUUAAUGCCAGAUGAAGUUGCCUUGCUUUUGGAGGAAAACCUAGCAAAAAAUGAAUUUCAUCCUGAUGAAAAAAUUUGGCCUGUAAUUUGGGACUUUGCAGGACAGGACAUUUACCGUUCUAUACAUCCAAUCUUUAUGUCAACAGAGGACAUUUACCUUCUUGUUUUUGAUCUUACAAAGAAGCUCAGUGAAAAAGCAGUAUGUCGAGUGAAUGUGGGUCACAAAGAGCACCUUGUAACAGCCCGCGAUGAUGAAGACACCAGUUUGGAUCACCUGUUACGGUGGAUGGAUUUGAUUCACUCUUUAAAGAAGGGUAAUCAGAAAGAGAAAGAGGGUAUUUCGUAUCCCCCAGUCAUACUUGUCGGUACUCAUGCUGACUGUGUAGACGAUCCAAUUAAAGAAAUGGAAUUAGUGAAACAGAAAUGUUCACGUGUGUUUUGUAAACACAGUUAUUUAUCACACAUCAGACAUCGUUUAUCGAUCGAUAACACAAAAGCCGGCAAAUCAGUUGACCAGGAAGAAAUCGAAAAUUUUCGGGAAAAGAUUCUCGAAGUAGCCGAUAAAAUGCCUCACACCAAGAGACCGAUCCCUUUGCAGUGGCAUCGUGUUGAGAAGGAAAUCAUUCAACCGAAAUGGCAAAGACAAAAGUUCCUCUUUAAGGAAUCUUUUCGUGAAAAUAUUGUUUUACCCUACUGCUUUUUCGAAAAGGAAGAUGACUUUGAUGAACUUGUUCAUUUUUUGCAUAGCCGCGGGACAAUUGUCUACCAUGAACUUGAAAAUGAUGAAGAGAAAGGUGGUCUGGUCAUCUUGGAUCCCCAGUGGUUAAUUAACAUAUUCUGCAAGAUUAUCAACGUGAAUCCACAAGAGAACGAGCCAUGGUCUAUAGAAACAGACCGAAAGGAGUUGGCAGAAAAAGGGAUUCUUUCCAAGCGGUUGAUUGAUUACACCUGCGAAGAUGAAAGUGUGAAUUCAAUCAAAGACUGUUUGAUUUCUUUAAUGGAUAAGUUCAACCUCAUCUGCCACUGCCGUCAAGAAAAAGGUGAAUCACAAAUCCUCGUCCCUUGUAUGCUGCGGCCAGCUAUGAAAUAUCAAGACAAAGAAAGUGAGACUGGAUCACCAGUACCUAUAUACCUCACCUUUCAAACUGCGUAUGUUGCAAGUGGACUUUUCCCCCGUCUCAUUGUGCUGUUUGUAAAAAAUCCGCAAUAUACAAAUAUGUACGAGCUGACAUCAAAUAAAGCCGAAUUUGUUCUUGACAAGAACAACAACCAUCUAUUUCAAAUGGAGUGCUACAAGAGUGUUAUUAAGCUGGGUUUCAGAAAAGCUGACGUCAGUCUUACCCAAGAGCAUUAUGAAUAUGUUUUAAGGUAAAAGUACUUCUUUCUUUCUACACACAUCUUUAAAAGUCGAAUAUUGUUUCUUACUGUUACUACUGUUACUUCUCUUGUUUGAUACACAUCCGUCGUUGACCUGCUAGGCAGGCAAACCGGUAACGGAUGUAUAACAUGAGCGAUAUUACUGUUUUGAAUUUGUGUUUGUGGUUUUUCGGUAAAAUUUUCGUAUAGCCCGAAAAGUGUACUCAGUGCCUUCGUGCACUACCUUCGACUCUAUCCAUAUUAACUUACCGACGCACGCAUAAUAAAUGUAUGGAGCUGUGCGGAAAUCUUAUCACAAUUUAUCGUCUCAGGUUGCCAUAGUCUACUUACAAAGCUUUAGAUUAUAAGUACAAUGUAGAGCUUCUUUUUUUUAGCUUAACGUCUUCUUCUGACUUUUUCGCCAAAACUUUAAUGGGGCUUAAAUUUCAUUCAUUUGUAGCCAGUUAGAUAAGUUCAUGGGAAAGCUUCAAAGGGAGUGUCAUUGGCUGGAAUCAAUGUCUGUGGAGUUGUGUGCUCGAUGCACAGUCUGCGUAGGAACAGAGACAGAGCCCUGCGCUAGGCACGAGGAAAGGUCAUGUAGGCACCAUGACUGUGGUCACUACAUACCCUUGGACGGAAGAGGUCUUUGCUGUAAGCCUGGUCAAAUGCUAAACAAAAAACCACUCAAGCCUUGGAUAGAGGCUAUUGAACACAUUUCUAAGGUAAGUAACGUACAGUGGUGACCCUUAAGCUUGAUACGGAAUACAUAUGCGUCAACGACAUCGUUAAAGUUUCUCAAGUGAUGUAAUUCAGAUAACGUUGCUCGUAGUUUCGAUACUUUCGCGCCGACUCAAGUUGACUGACUAAUGUAGUACAAUGAAUAUUAAUUAGAGUAAGCCGAUUUUUGACAAUACAUGUUCAGUUUUUAUGAGUUAAAACUUUAUUGUGAAAUGACUUUCGUGAUAAGAAAUUUGAUGUAUGUAUUGAGACAAAUAAGGUGGAAAUAUGUAUAAAAUGAUAUUAAAACAAGCAAAGUAAUUAAUCGUUUGAAUGAAGUCAGAAAUAGGCUAGUCACAUAUAAACAAACUACAUUUUGGGAAAGAAACGUACUGCAACACAUUUGGAGUAGAAUAUACGCCAUUUGGUUUAAUUUAUUUCUUUGCAGAGGCUGAGGCGUUCCAGCGUACUUUUCAAAACUGAUCAAUCAGGUAAGUGAUCGUUUCAGUUACACUUGAUACAUAUACCUGAGUAAGAAAAUGUGACAGCAGUACAUGACUACCAUUCUUCGUUCAAGUGAAUUAGUUUUGAGGCGUUUACCUUCAUCGUAAUCUAGUUCUUUGCAAACUCAUACCUCGAGUCUCUGCUACGCCCACUCUUUUUUGAAAUGGUUUCUGAGGAAGCGAAAAUAUUGCUAUCCAAAUAUCCAAAUAAGAUUGGUAUUUGCCCUCCAAAACUCGACUUCCUCGACGGUGGAAGGGUGGGUCGCUAGGCUUACGACUGCAACGACGGCCUAGAGUAGAGUGCCAGGGGGUCUGCCGGGGUGGAACCAGAGCCAUCCUUUUCUUGUCGUGAUUUACAUAUCUCCAGUGCAGUUUAUUCAUAUAUGCAAAUGACUUUGCAUAGUAUGUACAGCGUUUGCACGCAAAUUUUUGACAACUGACGUGUUGCACUUGAAAAUCAUGCACAAAAGGUAAUGCAAAAGUAAGGUUUACACGAAGUACUCAAUUUGAGAAUAAUAUGGCUUUUUUGGAAGGGGCCUAUAUUUCAUUCAGGCACUCGCCAAGCCGACCGUUCAGUUCUGUCACCUAACAAACUGCUAUAAACCAAAGAGAAUACUUUCUUGAUAAAUUAAAACUUGAAAACUAAUAAGCAUUAACUCGAGUCUUUCAUUACCAUUGUUGUUGUUUUCAUAGAGGAACCUUCUUUACCAGAGAAGGAGAAAACAAAAAGUGAUGAAGAACUGGAGAAAGCUGAAGGUACUUUAUUCUUAUAGCGGAGCACCGGGCGUGCGCUCGUAAACCCUUAGAAAUCGAACACUUACACAGACAAAGAAAUCAUAAUCAAAUGAGAAUCCGAUGCUGUCGUUCUGUUACAGAGCAAUACAUCAAAAUCAGUCAACUUACAGAUGCCCAAAUAGGACAUCUACUGACUAGUAUCACAUGACCGAAUCGCCGGCUUAGGUCUACUAGCUUUUUGAAAGUUAGCUAAUGACGACUAGACGUGCCCGUAAGUCGACUCAUUUGAGCGAGAGAUCAGUUGAUAAUUUUUCUUAGAUAGAAGGCUUGAGUUUUUAUUUUUCGUUUCAAAGGUAUUUAUUCAGAUUGCAAUGGUUAAAGGCUAUAAUAUCAAGUAAAUAAUUAGCAUUUAAUAGGAGUUCCACUUUGUAGCCUUUGUUAAAUUCAUAUAUUCAUUCACGUAAAUGUGUAUAACCUCUAACAGAACGUGACUUUCCUUUGUUCGAUAAAAUUGGCCGAUAUCAAUGGAAACGGUUGUUCAAAGUUCACAAAAAGGGGACUGGUAUAGCGGCAUCAUCAUUAUGCUUAGUAUCCUGAUCAAACAUGUCCUUGCUUCGGUAGAUGAAGGUAAACAAUCAACAGAAUUUUAACAAUUUACAAAGAAAGCACAAAGUCAUAUAGCUGUUUGAAACGUAAUCAUUUUUAUUUUUUGUUCUUGUCAUAGAAGAACCUUCAAGAGAGAAAAAGGAAAGGAAAAGGGAAAAGGAACUGGUGAAAACAGAAGGUACCUUCAUAACACACUUAAAGAAACAUACCUUUUAAUAGCCCUUUUUGGCCUUUUAGAGGGGGACGUAAAGGUUUAAUUUGCGGUGAUGCGGUUUUGUGUAAAAAAAUUUCUUAAGUUGCGGUGUUGCGGUUUUACAAAACCAAGCGGUUUGCGGUAUUUAGAAAUUUUCAGAUAAUUUCAAUGCGGUUUGCGGUUUUCUUAUGUUAUUCUGUGCGGUGUUUAUACGUAAUUCUGUGCGGUUUUGCGGUAUUCGCACCCUCUUUUUUUAUUUCUAUAAAUAACAACAACAAUAAUAAUAGUUUAUUUACCCACGUAACAAUAAGGAGCUUACGGAAACUCGUUUAAACGUGUACUUGAAACUAUUACUAUUUAAAAACAAUAAAACUAUAAUAGUAAUACUACUUCGAAAUGAAACCCUGAAAAUAUGUGAAUUAUAGGUGAAUAAAUUACAAUAAUUAUGAUAAUCAUACAGUAAAUCGUAAAUCAUACAGCUAAAUAUAUUAAAACAUAUGAUUUCCCAAGGCUUUUUUAAAAUCGUCGAUUCCUUGGACCUCCCUUAUUUUUGCGAGUAAGGAGUUCCACAGCAUGGUAGCAAUGUAAGAAAAAGAUUUGUGUACACACUCUAAAUUAAAACAAGAAGAACCUUUCCGAAAAAAAAAACAGAAAACACAGAAGGAUAAAAAUUCUGAAGAUGACUGGAGCGUGCGCUAUCUUGCCAUCUUGGCCGCUAUCUUGGAUUUCAUCAAGAAUUAGAAAUCAGGUAAAAACAGUGAGAUUUAAUAAUUUUUUGCGCUUAACCUGUUAAAUAACACAUAAAUAGUUACUUUGCAUCAUUUUAUCCACAUUUUUACUUUUAUUUCUGAAGAAAGUUGAACAAAUAUGCAGUUUCACUCAAAAAUGGCUUGACCACCUGCUACUUAUAACGUCGUAUCUUCUAACUAUACUAAUUGACCAUCACUAAACGUGCCUCAAAAUGCGCGCGAGGGAUAAACGAACAGCUACAGAAAACUUCAGGUGCUGGUGUUUCACCGGCUUAGAAAAAAAAAUCAGAAAAACCUUAGGAGGUUAGCAACUCCCCCCCGCCCCCUCUUCCGUCUUGUACGUCCAAGGGUUAAUCCCUAUAGUAAAGGCCUACCAUCCAUCGUUUUAGUUGAUAUCUGUGACUUUCAAGUGCGGGGGGGUAUACUUAAACGGUUUUAGAAACUGAUGAGCAUAAAGUGAAAUCCACCUUUGCUUUUCGCUUUCAUAGACGAAACUCUAAAAGAAGAAGGAAAAAGAAAAAAGCAGAAGGUGGAGGUGGAGGUGGAUAAAGGUACACACCGAGACAGGAUAAAAUAAAACCGAUUAGAAGGUUCUUAAGCAACAUCGUCCUUAGGGUCGUCUCGUUUUUGUAGUACGCACUAUGUCACUGUCUGUUUUAGUCCGUAGUUAAGGACUCGUAGGGCACAUUGUUAAUGUUCAAUCUUCGGAGCAAAUACACGCCAUCGUUCGAAGAAUUUAAUCAUUCUCUGAUUGAUUUAGCCAGAUUUUUAUCCAUCCGUAAUUAAUUGCUUCAUGUGUUGUUUGAUGUUGUUUGAGUUUUCGUAGUAAAGAAUAUUUUUGAAUUGUUUUGAAUAUUGAAAAUUACGCCGUUGCAAUAUGCAAAAACGAAACUAUAUGUAAAAAUGCAAUUUAAAUGUCACAAAUUUGCUAAAACUUUGCCUGUGACCGCCUAACUAACUUUACGUGCCAAAAGACUUAUCACUCUUUGGAAAAAAGUGCACCUGUAGAUUUCAAGUCACUACACAACGUGAACGCCGUGAUGAAUGGUCUUGCGUCUUACAAGCACGUAUUUUUUGAUGGACAUUCGGUUCCUUGUCAGCUGCAUCCUCGGAGACCUGGGGGCCGUCAGUCGGGUCGGGAAAAACGGCGGCGAAAGUUUUCAAGAAAGGGCGAAAGAGCUUCUGCGUUGCUUCUCUUAACACUGAAACCAGUUUCACGACUCAUUCGAAUGCUUGUCUCUGAUUGCAUUUUUUGCCCACGAAAAAGUCUUCACGUAGAAUGCCCAGUCACUUCCGGGAAUUUUGACAGGCAAGAGCUGCAGCGAGCCAUGAUGUGGUCUUAAAACUAAGGCAGUGACUUUAAAAGUUUUUCGACUCUGAUUGUGAGUUAAUCGUAACCAAUUCUCAGUAGGUACCACCAGAAUAACGAGAAACAUCAAAUUGAAGGUCUUACCUUCGAUUAAUGCCAGCUUAUCGGAUUUCACUGGGAUUUUCCUGCUACAAACCAACCAAAAACGCGCCAUUUUUGUAUGGAUUUUCUCGUGCGUGGACCUCUGACCUCAACAGACUGGGAAUUCUACGCGAUGCAUACCAACAAAGUUGAGCCAUCUUAAGUAUCGUUAAUGGAAAAUGAAUUACGUUUAUCCUCAGAAAUUCUUUUUGAAAAUAGGGGGUAGGGACAUCCUGAGCCGAAGAAUAGCCCACGUUCGAUAUAUUUAAAUUCCAACAUGACUACGAGGCUUCCUAGUCAUUUUUCUGUGAUUAGUUGAUUUGGUUUUCUUUGUGCUCAAGUCUCUUCUGGGAAUUGCAAGACAAUGGAGUCGUGAAAAAUUUGCAAUUUUGUCCCUAAAGCCUCGGAGUCAUGUUAGAAUUUUGAUAUCGUAAGCUAUUGGCAUGUUAGCGCUGGUAACGGUUAGGAUUUAUUCUAACGUGGGAGGCCUUCGUUUAUGCAGCUGAUUCGUUUUCCGUAAGUGACAGGGUCGUUCAUGAAGGGUUGCUGCUCAUAGAAAAAACAGAAAUCACGUUCAAUUCUUAGUUUCCGAAGGACAACGUUAACUUUUUUUUGUUUUUAUUCUUUUUUAAGAAGUCAGAGAUGGCGUAGUUACUGACGAUGAUUUGGAAGGGUUAUCUUUGCAGCUUGGGAGAUCAUGGGAUGCUCUUGCGCGGCGCCUGGAAUUCAGCGAAGCAGAAAGAGAAGGAUUUGACGACGCUUACAAAGACCUCGCAGACAAAUCUUUCCGCAUGUUGCGUAGGUGGAAACAAAAAAAUGGUCGGUCAGCAACUUACAAGGUCUUGUAUGAGGCCUUGUGUCAUAAAUUUGUUGAUCGCAAAGAUUUAGCAGAACAUUUUUGCAAUGCGUGA
Molecule: messenger RNA, 10888 nt
Organism: Porites evermanni
Lineage: Eukaryota; Metazoa; Cnidaria; Anthozoa; Scleractinia; Poritidae
Source: the annotation of a GenBank genome assembly